AUGGCCGAGGAAGUUAAUGGGGCAAAGCCUAAAGUAGGACGGACGCAAAUCUUUUGUAUUUUUCUAACUUUCAGAGUACUGAAUGCAGUUUUGACAAAAACCUUCUUUCAAGCUGAUGAGUUUUGGCAAGCGUUGGAACCGGCCCAUUGGAAGGCUUUCAAAUAUGGUGAACUGACUUGGGAAUGGAGGUCUGGAGUUCGUAGCUAUUUAUUUCCAAUGAUUUUUGAGUUGACUUACAGAUUGGUUUCUCUAUCGUCGAUCCUUCUUCAUUAUACCCUUCUUCUUCUCUCAACGAUAGGGUCUGAUUUAUUGAUUUUACUACUACCGAAAUAUGAAUUAACUUGGCAAAUCGCUGAAGACUUAAAAAGACUUCCCUUUGACAUCACACGAUCAUUUGAAUAUUCCGGUGUAAUAUAUGCUCCAAAAAUAGUUAUGGCGCUGCUAGCCUCCAUAGGGGAAUACUAUACGAUAAGAUUUGUUCAAAAGUUAUAUUUACUGACACUUGAUAAGAAGAGUGACAAGGAGGAGAGGGAAAGACGCGCUGAUUUAUCUGAGAUUACGAAGUUUGCCCUGCUUCUAAGUUUAACUAAUUUUUUCAAUUGUUUUUUUAUUACAAGAACGUUCAUCAACUCUUUUGAAAUGGUUCUGACUUCUAUUGCGCUCUACUAUUGGGAUUGGACAGGCGGACAAAUGGUAAGAGAAUCAUCUUUUACCAAAGCGCUUAUUUUUGCAUUUUUGGCAUGUUUACAAAGGCCUAGCAGUGGACUUAUUUGGAUAAUUCCCGGCAUUUCCCUGAUAUUAAACUUGGUAUCCAAAAAGCAGUAUCGCUUACUUUCUGUCACUUUUUCUAAAGUUAUCCGGUCAUUUUUGCUGGUAUUUACUGCGAAUACGAUUAUUGACACCUAUUUUUAUAAGAAAAUAACAUUUCCCCUCUUUCGAUUUCUAAAAUUCAACCUUAUGACACCGCUAUCAAAAUUCUAUGGGGUGGCUCCUUGGCAUUUUCAUCUCUUUCAAAGCCUACCUAUCAUAUUGGGUGCAAGUAUUCCUGUUUUCGUGUUUGGACUAUUCUUUCGGCUCAGCAAAAAGAGUUUUCCUAAAAGGUACUUGAAUCCAUUUUUCCAAGUGAAACUCACUAUUGUGUUUAAUCUUUUAGUAUAUUCCAGCUUACCUCAUAAGGAGUUUAGGUUCAUUUUCCCAUUGCAGCCGCUUUUCAUAUUGAUAUCAUCAUUUGGCCUCUUAAAACUUAAUAAAGAAUAUGGAAAAAAAAUGACCAGCUUAAAAUCUUUACUCUGGCUUGUUCCAUUCGUGUCAGUAUUUGUGGCAUUACUUUUGGACACAUUCCACGAAUGUGGAUCUAUUGAAGUUAUAAAAUUUUUGCACGAAGAGCCAGAAAUAGAUAGUUUGGGAUUUAUAAUGCCCUGUCAUUCGACGCCUGGUCAAAGUUACCUGCACCGCAGUGAUAUUUCAGAUCUGUGGUCAAUUACUUGCAACCCCCCAUUGCAUCUACUUGAAGAUCCAGAGGCUUACUCCAAACUUGAGACCUACAUGGAUGAAAGUGACCAUUUGUAUGACGAUAUAUCUACAUUCAUUUAUAGAAAUUUUCCACCUCUAUUCCGUAAGAAUCUAAGGAGUCCAGGCAAAACAUACAACCACGAAUGGCCGACCUAUUUGGUUGUUUUCGAGCACAUGGAAAAUGCAUUUCUGAAGGAUUUUCUGAAAGAUUCAUCAUAUGUUGAAUAUAAUAGAUUCUUCAACUCCCUUGCACACUGGGAUUCAAGAAGGUCGGGAGACAUAAUCAUUUAUUAUAAGUUACCGUUCGAUUAUAACGAUGUCUCAGUGGCAAAUAAUUAA
Messenger RNA from Saccharomyces paradoxus, 1851 nucleotides. It is a transcript of the gene GPI10, whose product is annotated as putative glycosylphosphatidylinositol-alpha 1,2 mannosyltransferase. Gene Ontology annotation, biological process: GPI anchor biosynthetic process. The transcript has a single exon. Gene Ontology annotation, molecular function: alpha-1,2-mannosyltransferase activity. The coding region runs from base 1 to 1851 and encodes 616 amino acids. The record is from RefSeq and is a predicted model, not a curated record. NCBI's taxonomy places the organism in Eukaryota, Fungi, Ascomycota, Saccharomycetes, Saccharomycetales, Saccharomycetaceae. Gene Ontology annotation, cellular component: endoplasmic reticulum membrane.